Messenger RNA from Octodon degus (degu), 1056 nucleotides. It is a transcript of the gene Mapre1, whose product is annotated as microtubule associated protein RP/EB family member 1. NCBI's taxonomy places the organism in Eukaryota, Metazoa, Chordata, Mammalia, Rodentia, Octodontidae. Bases 114 to 920 code for a protein of 268 amino acids. Gene Ontology annotation, cellular component: spindle midzone; microtubule plus-end; cytoplasmic microtubule. Gene Ontology annotation, biological process: spindle assembly; protein localization to microtubule plus-end; regulation of microtubule polymerization or depolymerization. The transcript is spliced from 7 exons. The record is from RefSeq and is a predicted model, not a curated record. Gene Ontology annotation, molecular function: microtubule plus-end binding.
UGCGUGUGAGGUCAUCGCGCGUUCGGGCGGGCGGGGUCUGGCGGUUUGAACGAGACGAAGACGGAACCGGAGCCGGGCGCGGGCAGUAGAAGCGGUUCCCCUGAGAGCCGAAGAUGGCAGUGAACGUAUAUUCAACGUCAGUCACCAGUGAUAAUCUAAGUCGACAUGACAUGCUGGCCUGGAUCAAUGAGUCUCUGCAGUUGAAUCUGACAAAGAUUGAACAGUUGUGCUCAGGGGCUGCCUAUUGUCAGUUUAUGGACAUGCUCUUCCCUGGCUCCAUUGCCUUGAAGAAAGUGAAAUUCCAAGCUAAGCUAGAACAUGAAUAUAUCCAGAACUUCAAAAUACUACAAGCAGGCUUUAAAAGGAUGGGUGUUGAUAAAAUAAUUCCUGUGGAUAAAUUAGUAAAAGGAAAGUUUCAGGACAAUUUUGAAUUUGUUCAGUGGUUCAAGAAAUUUUUUGAUGCAAACUAUGAUGGAAAAGAGUAUGACCCUGUAGCUGCCAGACAAGGUCAGGAGACCGCAGUGGCUCCUUCUCUUGUUGCUCCAGCUCUGAAUAAACCGAAGAAACCUCUUGGCUCGAGCAGUGCAGCUCCACAGAGACCCAUUUCAACCCAGAGAACUACUUCAACGCCUAAGGCUGGUCCAGGUGUGGUGCGGAAGAAUCCUGGUGUGGGCAAUGGGGAUGAUGAGGCCGCUGAACUGAUGCAGCAGGUCAAUGUAUUAAAACUUACUGUUGAAGACUUGGAGAAAGAAAGAGAUUUCUACUUUGGGAAGCUAAGGAACAUUGAAUUGAUUUGCCAGGAGAAUGAAGGGGAAAAUGACCCUGUAUUGCAGAGGAUUGUAGACAUUCUCUAUGCCACAGACGAAGGCUUUGUGAUACCUGAUGAAGGGGGCCCACAGGAGGAGCAAGAAGAGUAUUAACACCAUUGACCAGCAGAGCAGCAUCGGAAUUCUUCUCUCCAAAUCAUGUGCUUAACUGUAAAAUACUCCCUUUUAUUAUUCUUAGAGGAUUCACUGGUUUCUUUUCAAAUGCAAAAAGUACCUCUUUUUAAAAGUG